AUGAGUGCUCUUAAUGAAAGACUUAACAAAGAUCGUAUUUUAUACAUACUAAUACAAGUUAAAAAUUGGUCUACAGAUAAUAAAGACGAUGACUACUUAUGCUUUGCAAUAGCAAAGUUGUCACCAGAAUAUAUAAAACUUGAGAAACUUUUGUAUAUGCCAUUUUUGUCAUUGUAUUUGCAAUUAGGUUCAACAGCAAAGUUUUUUAACGUUCCAACAGAGUAUAUUCAAACAUGUCAAGUCAAAUUAUAUAAACGUAAAAUUGAAGAAGUGUUGAAAGAUUAUCAAAUAGGUGAUAAUAUCAAAACGAGAAGUGAAUUUGUCAAGAAGAUUAGAAUCGACGAUAAUAAAAGUAUCUCAGGUGCCAAAGAUACAGCAUUCAGAGAGCAUUUUCAGAGGCCACUUGUAUUAUUUAGGUUGUUUUUGAACAUCUAUAGCUGUUUGGAGCAAUCUAUACCAGUUUCUACAACCUCGCCAUCAACCAUCACUAAUGAUCUUACAAGUAGCUUUAAACAACUGUUGACUGCUUGGAUUGAUUCUACAUCGGGGAACACCUAG
This is a messenger RNA of Dentiscutata erythropus, 558 nucleotides long. The record is from the annotation of a GenBank genome assembly. NCBI's taxonomy places the organism in Eukaryota, Fungi, Glomeromycota, Glomeromycetes, Diversisporales, Gigasporaceae.